This is a messenger RNA of Rubroshorea leprosula, 878 nucleotides long. Lineage: Eukaryota; Viridiplantae; Streptophyta; Magnoliopsida; Malvales; Dipterocarpaceae. The record is from the annotation of a GenBank genome assembly.
GGGUUUGUCUCAAACCUAGCUCGGGGCUUGAGACAAACUCUACAUUUCUCCAUCCACCUUUGCUUCUCUCCUUACUUGCCAUUUCUCCUCCGAAUUAGGGGAUACUGUUGUGAAGAAGAGGGUUGAGGACAUAAAUCCAAUUGCCACCGGGCACAAGCGUGAGGAGCUUGAAGCUGAACUUCAGGGGUGGAAAAUUCUUGAAGAUUUUAACAAUUCUGUUGGUCCUUUUGGCACAAAGGAAGCUCCUGCAGUCAUUUAAUCCUUCUAUGACAAGAGAAUAGUUAGAAUCCAUAAAAAUCACCAAGACAUGAACGAAGAGGAGGUGAGGGAAGAGGCGACGUAUGUAUGUAUUUUGGCUUGCAGUAACCAAGCUCUUCUAUCAACUACUAUUCAUAAUGGUCAGCAGCUUCCUUAUCAUAAUCCUUAUCAAGCACAGAACCAUAACCCAAAUCCAUUCUAUGAAGAGGAUUCAUCCUCGUGGAUGUCCAACCUUGCAGACCCCACAAUGACUCAAUUCCACCAUCCAGUGGUUGGAAUGUUUGGUGAGAUGGUUUAUGCAAGGGUGUUUGGGAACUCUGAAAGCCUAUACACAUACCCAAAUUCAUACUACUUGAUGGGGAAUAGCAGUCCCAAGCUAAGAAGACAGGAGAUGCAAGCAGACAAGUCACUCAAUAGAAUUUCGAUUUUCCUGUUCUGUUGCUUUCUUUUGUGCCUAAUUGUAUUUUGAGAUUAGGCUAUUUGUUCGUAUAUUAGUAUGGAAGAAGCUCUGAUGUUAUAUAAUAUUAUUAUUAAUGGCCAAUGUAUGUAUGUAUUUUGGCUCUGUGGAUUUAUGGGAUGAACUUUUUAGUAUAUGAUAAGAUUAAAACAAACCCAGAUUU